AUGUCCUGGCGGCGGGACGGGGGCGGGGCCAGCGCCGGCACUUCCGGGGCGCCCCCUGGUGGGUACGCGCGCCGCCGCCGCCGCCGCCGCCCGGUGUCCCGCGGUUCGGGGCCGCGCCCGCCCGGAGGCACCGGUUCACCGCGGGCCGCCCCGGAGCGGUUCCCCCGGCAGGCGGCUGCAGCGCUGAGCGUCCCUCCGGGUGCGGGCCGCGGAGAUCGGGUCCUUGGGGCCCACCGGGACCCCCAGCCCGCCGGUGCUGGGCACGGACCAGACCCGCCGCGCUCCCGGCCCGGCCGGGGUCCAGAAACACCUGGUGAGGGGGCAGCUUCUGGGAGGGAGUCACGACACAGCGGCGGGGCGGCACGGCACGGUACGGCACGGUACGGCACGGAACGGGGUCACUACGGGUGGCACAGAGCACAGCAGACACGCACACCGUCACAAUGUUCAGAGGGAGCGCACCCGGCAUCGCGCCUACCGCUGCGCCCGGCCCGUCUCACCCGCCGUCCCCCCGCCCCGGUGCAGCCUGAGGGCCCGGCGCGGCGGGACACAGUGCCCCCCGGUCCCGGUGGACACCGAGGCGAGGUGGCGGGUGUGCUCGGGCGGCGGGACGGGCCCCGGCGGGGGUCUCGGUCCCACGGGCGGUUUACACACUGUACAAGUAUUUACAGCGCGAGGGGCAGCGGGGCCCGGAGGAGGAACCCACUGGUCAUCAAUGGGUGCUAGCGGGGCUGGGGCUCUCCUCCGUUCCCCCCACGAGAAUGCCGCGCUCCCCCUGGUCCCACAGCCGCCGGCCUCUCCCCCAGCCUUGGGCACAGGCAGAGCCACCACGAGGGACCCGCCACGGAGUGUGGGCAUCCCUCGGAAACUGGGCCCUUGAUAACAAGUGCAUAAAUCUGCGAAGAGCUUUCAGUACAGCGAUGGACUGAUGGAAAAGAGAAAAAGAAAAGUCCAGGCAAAGAACAGCAAGCACUGAAAGGCGGGUGGAACCGUGCAGAGAAGUAGCAAGCCAUGCUCUACGACGGGACAGACGGUCACGGGCGCUAGGGCUGCCCUUCGGCAAAGUGGCCCUCCGUGGGUCGAACAUGCCACAAAUUCAUACGCACGGGUGGUCGGUAAAGAGUAAGUUCUCAGGUCGCUCGGCGGCACGCUUUGCGAUGAAACCCUUUAGGCGCGACAUUAAACCGAUUAGCUAUUCA
Molecule: messenger RNA, 1199 nt
Organism: Strigops habroptila (Kakapo)
Lineage: Eukaryota; Metazoa; Chordata; Aves; Psittaciformes; Psittacidae
Product: translation initiation factor IF-2-like
Exons: 3
Coding region: 1-726 (241 amino acids)
Source: RefSeq, a predicted model, not a curated record